UUCGUUUCUGAAGAAGAUCCCCAUACAUACUUAGUCAAAUAAAGUCAGUAAAACUAAAUCAACUUUACUGCACAUUUUCUUUCUUCAUUUUUUGGGAAACAAACACAUGGGGACCAACCAUUCAGGGGAUCUCUAAGCAGAAACUUCAGGUCUGUUUCUGUAUCACUCUUUCCCACUCCGGACUCUUCUCUCUCUGCGUUUUCUUCCCUUCACAGAAGAUCAAAUCUAAGCCACAAUCAUCCCUCGUUUCUGCAAAUUUCUGCUUCUGAAUCAACAACAAGAAGGAAGCCAUUGAUGGAGCAGAAACAUGAGCUUCAGAGGCAGCACAGUGGGAUUUGGAGAUCCUUGAGAGAUGGAGAGUUUGAAGAAGAAGAAGUUUGGGACGUUGUGAAUGAAAAACCACAGUAUAAUAACAAGAACAAUAAUAAAAACCAGAGUUCCGGAAUUUUCAAAACCGAACAGUCUCUUUCUUCUUCUUCUUCACCUUCACCUUCACCAUCUCCUCCUUCUCUUCCUCUUUCUGUUCCCAGGCCACUCCCUUCCGCAUCAAGAAUGAUCCCAAAAUCUAACAGUAGCAAGAAUAUUCAUACCAGCACUUAUAAUUCCACCAUUGAAGGCAAGGUUCUUCAGCAAUCAGCACCAGUGAACAUCCCAGACUGGUCCAAGAUCUAUAACAUCGAUAAGAACAACAACAAGAAGAAGAAUCAGAACAAGACCCUCAACAAGAGGGAUUCAAGGCUUCAAGAUUAUGAUUUUGAGGAUGCUGAUGAAGAUGGUGGUGACAGUGAAGAAGUAAUCAAGUAUGGUGGAAACUUUAAUGAAGAAGAAGAUGAUGAAGAUGAAGAUGAUGAGUAUGAUGUGAAGUUACCACCACAUGAGUUUAUUGCAAGGAGGCUUGCAAGGACUCAGAUUUCUUCAUUCUCUGUGUUUGAAGGAGUUGGAAGGACUCUCAAAGGUAGGGAUCUGAGCAAAGUGAGGAAUGCUGUUCUUACAAAGACUGGUUUUCUUGAAUCACUUUGAAUUGAAUAUAUUAUUAAUUAUUAAUUGGAGAGUCUUGAAGAAGAAAUUGUGUGAUGUAUAGUUUGUGGUUUCAGUGUGUAGUUUCAGUGUUUGCUGCUUUAGCAAUUCAUGGACAUUUCUGUGUUCAUGGCUGUGUUAGUGAAAAUAAUAAGCAUUCAAAUUA
Molecule: messenger RNA, 1183 nt
Organism: Prosopis cineraria
Lineage: Eukaryota; Viridiplantae; Streptophyta; Magnoliopsida; Fabales; Fabaceae
Product: protein S40-6-like
Exons: 2
Coding region: 295-1020 (241 amino acids)
Source: RefSeq, a predicted model, not a curated record